Messenger RNA from Rhipicephalus microplus (southern cattle tick), 4727 nucleotides. RefSeq lists its product as uncharacterized. Gene Ontology annotation, molecular function: DNA-binding transcription factor activity, RNA polymerase II-specific; RNA polymerase II cis-regulatory region sequence-specific DNA binding. Gene Ontology annotation, biological process: regulation of transcription by RNA polymerase II. Lineage: Eukaryota; Metazoa; Arthropoda; Arachnida; Ixodida; Ixodidae. The record is from RefSeq and is a predicted model, not a curated record.
GGUUUUUAUGGUACAUCAAGAGCAGUAAACUUAAAACUAAAAGUAGCAUCUGUUUAUAAGGUCACCUCUUCAGUGGAGCAUUAUUGAAUAUUGUAUUUAUUUUGUACGAAGUAGCAGUGUUCUGUCAAUAGUGCUGCAAGUGGUGGAAGGAAAACAUAUCCUUUCGGAAGCAAAAAUGGGGCUGUUGAUUGUACAGCUGCAAGUCGUCUCUUUUGUUAAUUUUUAAUAUGCACCAAAGCAUUUAUGAAGGCUUCUGGCAAAUAACUUGUGCAUAUAAAAAGCAGGAUUUGUUGCUACGAGGUGAGCUAGAGUAUGUAAAUUUAUGUCAGCAGUACUACAGAAGCAUUGAACUAUUGAGCCUUGCUAAGUACGUUUUCACUUUUAAGUGUUGUGAUUUCAGAAAGAAGUUUGUGUAUGAUAUGCAUAGAAGCUUCAGUUUAGCGAUAUUAAUGCAGUAGAUGCUUCUAGUACUAUAACCAACCUUGAAAGCAGAAACAUCGCAAAUCUCAUAACAUACCUAGCUCAAUUCAAAUUUAAUUCAAUAGUAAAAUCAUUUUUGUGUCAAUAUCUGCUGGCAUGAUGACGUUGCUUGUGAUUUUUUACACUGUAUGUAGUAUUUUUUCCAUCUUUUCUUUACUAGGUGCAUGAUGGGAAAUAUCGAUAGACUCUGCCACUGCUCUUGGGUGGAGAAUGUUUUUCUGAACACCUGCUCUCUACUGUUCUUUCUUGAAUUUGUUGUGUUCUGGUACUUUGUGGUUAUCUUGCAUACUUUCAAUCGAUUCUCUCAGUGAUGUGCUUGGCACACCGUACGAUCUCCUUCAAUGAUGCUCACAUAUUGGUUUUUUGUAGGUCUUUGCAUAUUCAUUUCUUAGAGCCUCUAUCGAUGCUAAUUUGGCUUGGCAUUCCAAGAUUGUGUGAUCUCUUGUACUUACAAAGUUGAAUAUUGCAAGCAUUACUGUUAGUAUAACUUCUUGAAAGGUAAGUAAUUGUCAAAAAGUACUAUUUGAUUCUUCUUAGCAUGUCUUAAAUUGUCGUCUUAUUCUGUUUUUCACUUUGUCAUACUUGGUGUUACUUAAUUUAUGCAUCCUCUUAGCCUGUUAAUGUCAGUGCUGAACUAAUAACUGGCUUUCUUUAUUGCUUAUGGUGAGAGCAUACCAAGCACAUGUCUCUAUAUGUCUCUAUAGAGCUAAUAUAGAAGGCUGACUAGAUGUACUUCGUUGCUGGUUGCCAUCAAGUCUUCUUGAUUGAAGUAGUGUGCAUCAACAUUAUUCUAAUUUGUUCUACGUUUCAUAAAUACAGUUACAGUGGCUUCAAUGUCAUACGUGUGAGUCGCAAAAACACUUGUGUGCUUCAACAUGCUAAGAUAUUUCAGGCUCUUCGAAAUUAACUUAGAUUUUCUUGCUACGGAAUCACUCAUUAUAGUCAAAUGCUUUGCCCUUUUAAACUCCCAAGCUUGUGUUGGUUUUGAGUAACCUGCCAUCUUUUCUUUACGCAGCUAUGGGAGCGUCUCAUCCAUCCAGCAACUACAGAUUCUGAGAAGUCGCAUAGGGGACUUGUCCACCAGUGUAACUUCAGUGACAAUGAGACUGAUCAGUCAUGACACCUCUCAUCAGGGUUCACAUAGUGAGCAGCAUGCGCACCGCGCUGUAUGCCAGCUGCCCGGAAAAAAUUGCUCGGGCGGUCCCGGGCCGCCCGCAGGCUGCCAGGCACGCAAAAAACGAACAUGCGUCCGAGCGAUCCCGGACCAGUAGGCGGAACUUCCAGUUGGUGCCCGAGAAAAACAAAUGCGGCGCCGGCGUCCGGGGCCAUCCAGAGCCGUCCGUGACGUCUUCGGAGUAUGUCAUCAAUCCAGGAACGGUGGAUGCUGAAAAGUCGCAUCGGCAACACCAUCAUCGCUGCAACAUUUGUGGCUACACGACCGAUAAAUCGUUUUGCGUUAAACAUCAUGCAAGGGUUCAUACAGGCGAGCGGCCUCAUCAGUGCCACUUGUGCUCGAACAGCUUCAAUCGGAAGUCCACAUUGAAUAAACAUCUUCGCACCCACACCGGCGAGCGGCCGUAUAAAUGCCACUUGUGCCCUCAAAGCUUCUCUCAAAAACCCAACUUGGAUGUUCACCUGAGAGUCCACACGGGUGUGCGGCCACAUAAAUGCCCUGCAUGCACGCAAGAAUUCUCGCAAAAGCACAAACUGAAGCAGCAUAUGCGCAUCCACACAGGCGAGAAGCCGUACAAAUGCCAUGUGUGCUGCCAAUGCUUCGCUCGACGAUACAGCUUGAAUGUUCACCUGCGUGUCCACACGGGCGAGCGGCCGCAUAAGUGCCCGUCAUGCCCCCGGACAUACAAGCAGAGUGCCCACCUCAGACAGCACCUACGUCGGCAUGAAUGCCAGUAUGUGAUUGAGCCUACGGAGCUGAACACAUCAGCCAAUGCUGGCCGUCGCAAGCCACUGCAAGCGACUAAGCGUAAGCAGAUAUCCCUGAAAGACAAGCUUGACAUGAUUGAGCAAGUUGAAAAAGGAAGAAAGCGGGUGGACGUCGCCGUAGCUUAUGGCUUGUCCAAGCAGACGGUCAAUACCAUUCUCAAGAGCAAAGCGACAAUCUUGUCGAAGAAGGUAUUAGGUGACUUACAACCCAAGAGGUUUCGGCUCCGUGAAGCUUCAUAUCCUGACGUCGAAGAGACCCUGCUGAUGUGGCUUCCUGACGCCCGUUCGAGAAAUAUUCCUGUAAACGGACUUGACUGCACAGACCCCUCACCACUGGAAGGCCAACCAGAUCCCAGUGUCUGGUCAGCUGUCGAGGAGGCCCUUGGGAGCCAGCAGUUUUCCAAUUAUGUAACUGUGGAUGAUGACCUUGUCACCUCAGAGCAGCUGACAGAUGAAGAAAUUGUUGCCCGAAUUCGCAGUGUGCCAAAUGCACGGCAGCAGGAUGAAGACGAAAAUGAAGACGGCACUUCAGAGACUCUUGACUGUUCACCUGCGUCUUCACACUGCACAGUGUACAUACACACAGGCGAGCGGCCGCAUAAAUGCCACUUGUGCCCCAAUAGUUUUUUUGAUAAGCACACAUUGAAUAGACACCUUGUAUCCCACACAGGCGAGCAGCUAUAUAAAUGCCAUAUCUGCUCCCAAAGCUUCUCUCAGAAAUCCACUUUGACUGGUCACUUGCGUGUUCAUACGGGUGAGCGCCCGUAUGAAUGCCACAUCUGCUCCCGAAGCUUCUCCCACAAAUGCAACUUGAAGGUUCACCUACGUGUUCACACGGGUGAGCGGCCGUAUAAUUGCCACAUCUGCUCCCGAAGCUUCUCCCACAAAGCGACCUUGAAUAGGCACUUGCGUGUUCACAUGGGUGAGAAGCCAUUUAAGUCCCUUCAUGCCUAGAAAAGUUCACACAAAGGCUCCAUCUGAACAGGCACAUGUGCAUCCACAUGGGGGAGCGGCUGUAUAAAUGCCACUUGUGUCCCCAGAGCUGCUUUGAAAAACGCACAUUGAAUGAACACCUCCAAACACAUAGGUAAUAUAGAUGCCUUUCAUGACCGCAAGAAUCCUCACUUGCAUCUCAUAUGAAUGAAAAGGCACAUUCACGCUUGUGCGGGCUUGCGGCCACUUGAAUGCCGUCCAUUUUCCCUAGGGUUCUCAACAAAGUGCAAUCUGAAGAGGCACAUGCCUACCUAGGUAUGCGGGGAAGUGGCCAUAAAUGGCUUCUUGCCCUACAAUAUAUAAUCAAAGUGACCACCUUGAAAGAAAGACACCAGCAUCAGCAUGAUCACAAGUAACCAUCUUCGAGAAGGUUCUGGUGUCUGUGCUGUCCUUAUUUUUUUUUCGUAAAGGCACUUCCGACAGUAACUCUAUAUCACUGUGACAGCGCAGAGCUAUAUGGCAUAAUUAAGUUUUAUUAUGCAGUUGCAUAGUUAUGUGGAGUCUGUCAUGUUGUGUAAUUUAUGUAACGUGAUUCUAUGUGACUUUUUAUUCUCAGGUGUCGACAUUUUUGUAAGAAGCAUGUGUGUGUGUGUACAUGUGUUAAACUAAGAACAGCACGUAUGCCUUGUUAUGUGGGAGCUAAGUGGCCUUUUUUUUAACGAAGGAAAUUGACAGUUCAUGCAGUAAUGUUAGCAACCUUUUGUUGGUCUCUGCUUUGGCCAUUUCUUUUUGUAAUUACUCUAGAGUCUAGAGCACUCAAUUUCUCUUUUAUGAUGUGGUUAAAAAAUUACCCUUUAAUGACCCUUGUAUACACGAGCUAUGAAAAACUGUGUGAAGGCAUUAAACUUAAGACGUUUUAUAUCGAGGAGCUCAUUACUAUAUUUACCACUUUUAAUUCAGACUAGGUUUCUCUGUUCCUGCUUGCCGAUUUGGUCGUCAAUGAGUGACCUUUUGGGGAAGAACUUAUUAAGAAAACUCCCUGUGCUCACUGAUACUGCCAAUGUAUCAUGCUAGAAACGCAAGUUAGUCAGCUCGUAAGAAUUGACUUAGUCUCUUUGUGAAAUGUUGCUUUUCGUUAGACGCUGUGCCUGUGAUACCACUGCCACAUUCGUGUUACUGUUGCAUUUUGUUUAGUUGCUUUCUUAAGGAGAAGAUGUGGCUUUUUCAUUUUGUGAUUUUUAGUUUUGUUACCUCUGUUCUCAUAAAUGUGAUAGUUCUCGCAGGUUGUUCGUUAUUGUGUAUUUUUCAUGACGUUUUAGCGUUUUCAUUUUGGCCCUGUAAAAACGGAUUGUUGCACUAAUAAACAGUCUCUC